AUGGGUAUUCUUAAGAAUUACGAAGGUGACGGACAUGAAAAUGAACAUGUCAACAUUAUGUCACUUAUUGAUCCAUCGAUACCUACAGAACCUUUAACCAGUGAUGCAGCAUCAUCAUCAUCCAGUGACGAUGAAGAAGUACACGAAAAUGUAAUUUUACCAACUCCGGCAAUUCUUUCGGCUGCUCCACUUACAUCAACUCGAGCACACAAGGUAAAAAAGCUUGCAUCGAAAAUUCCGAAACCAACAUUACAAAUUAAAAAUAUUGGCGGUAAAAAAUCGCAAGGGCACCGACAAGCAAGACGGCACGAAAAUAUGUGCUUCUUAUUGAAUCUUGCAACGGAUUUAGAUGAAGAUUUUGCUGAAGUGAACAUCAAUGAUCUUGUUGAAACAACUGUUUCAGCAUUUGCACAACUUUUAUUAAGUAAAAAUAAAAUGAAGAUUUGGAAUGAAUUUGUCGAAUUGUCUGAACGCCAACAAGAACAUAUUGUUAAAAUGGCAACGAAUAAAAAGGCAACGAAAAAGAUUCGAAAAUGUGUUAACAACGAUACAACAACAACAACAACUCUUAGCUGUAGUAGUGAUGAUGCUUUCGAAACAUUUGUUCUUAUUGAAAACCAUACAACAAUGAGUGACAAUCAAUCUAUUGAUCCAAUAUAUCGACAAGAAGAAGCUGAUUCAUGUUUUCGUCGUGUUGAUCCAAAUAUUCGCUAUACAUUGAAAAGUAUGAUGAAACGAAAUCAUUUACCGAUAGAUCGUAUUAUUUCCUAUGAAGAUGAUAUAGUUCCGUUUUUCAAAGAACAUCCUGAUUCAGUUUAUGUACGAGAUUUAAGUAACGGCUUUGACCGUAUGCUACUUCAUGCUGUUUGUCAAUAUUUAAAUUUGAUUUCGAAAAGCUUUAGUCAAGAUGGCGAAAGGUAUACUCAAGUUGAAAAUCGUCGUAUCGAAUUCAUUCCACCGAUAAUGCUUCUUUCGGAAUAUGUUAAAUUACUCGAUGGAACGAUGAAAAGUGCUCUGUAA
Rotaria socialis is the source of this 1020-nucleotide messenger RNA. The record is from the annotation of a GenBank genome assembly. Lineage: Eukaryota; Metazoa; Rotifera; Eurotatoria; Philodinida; Philodinidae.